Molecule: messenger RNA, 1680 nt
Organism: Vidua macroura (Pin-tailed whydah)
Lineage: Eukaryota; Metazoa; Chordata; Aves; Passeriformes; Viduidae
Gene: TATDN1
Product: TatD DNase domain containing 1
Exons: 7
Coding region: 930-1661 (243 amino acids)
Cellular component (GO): cytosol
Molecular function (GO): 3'-5'-DNA exonuclease activity
Source: RefSeq, a predicted model, not a curated record
CUUCAAUAACCUCCCCAUCCACCUCCCCUUUCUCUUUGACAGACCAAGGAACAACAUGUGUUGGGCUUUGUUGCUAGGAAUGGAAGAAGCUUGAGUUACAUUUCCAUUUGCAGGGGUGCUAAAAUUGUACUUUCAAGGUCUCUACCCUUCUCAAAAUGAGAUUGAAAUUGGCCAGUAUGUUACUUAGGGAGCUUACUUGCAGUUCUGUCUCUGAAACCUCUUUCCCAUAUGAAACAAGUAUUCUGUUAAAAGAAGCUGACACGAAAAAUCAAGCAAUUUUAGCUAUUUAACCACAAGAGCAAUCAUGAGUUGCAAUUAAUUUAUAUUUAGUCAAACAAGCUUAACUAAGCACGAUAUCUAGACAAAGAAGAUUCAAAGUAGGUGUAAUGCAUUCUCAUGAAUUUUUAUGUCAGUUUUCAAGGUUACAGCUGAUUUGUUUCACCUGUUUUAUCUCAAAGAUAUGCACUGAUUAACAGGGAAGGUGACUUUGAUAUGAGAAAUACCAACUUGUAAUAUACAGAAAAUAGUGAAAAUGACAUUAAAUGACCAGUUGCAUAUUUGUUUAGGGUCGUUUUUUUUUGGGUUGGUUUUUUUAAGAAAAUGUAAAUCAAACUAAUGGUUUGCUGCCACUUUCCCCUGAUUGAUAAGUGACUCAUAUUCCCUCUGAAAUGGGUAUGAUAACUGAUGGUGGGAAUUUCCCAGUGCCCUGGAUUGUGUUUUAACAGCAACACCUCAAGAAAUCCAGUACGUGCAUAGAGCCCCAGUCUGCUGGGAUGGGUAGUGUUGUUCUCCUGCUUCACCCAAAACGGUGUGAGGACACUGAGUCACCAUGCCCUGCUGGCCUCCUGCCAUGCUUAAGUUCCUCUGCUGUGUUCCCUGAGCAUGGGUGAUUUCCCUGCCUGGGUGGAGCGGGGCAGCAAAGAUGUGGAAUGGUAAUUGCAGAGCUGGCUGCUAAUGACAAGCACAGGUAUUUUGAAAAACAAUUUGACUUGUCAGAACAGAUGCAACUGCCCAUGUUUCUGCACUGUAGAAACUCACAUGCUGAAUUUUUAGACAUAAUGAGAAGAAACAGAGAUAGAGUUGUAGGAGGGGUGGUACAUUCUUUUGAUGGCACAAAGGAACAAGCAGCAGCUCUAAUAGAUUUGGAUCUUUAUAUUGGAAUAAAUGGCUGUUCACUGAAAACAGAAGCCAACUUGGAAACACUGAAAACAAUUCCUAGUGAACGAUUAAUGAUAGAGACUGAUGCACCUUGGUGUGGAGUGAAAAAUACUCAUGCUGGAUCAAAAUACAUUAAAACUACAUUUCCUACAAAAAAGAAAUGGGAAAAGGGGCACUGCUUGAAGGACAGAAAUGAACCCUGCCAUAUAAUAUUCAGGAUCGACUUCAAGGCCAGGCCAUGCCUGUCACUCCAGUUAGCAGUGGAGGCACAGGAUGAGCACCAGGCUGCUGCAUUCACAUGUAAAGCACUUCAAGCUACAGCUGGCAGUUCAGGAGGGUCGGACACAUCCAUGGCAUGCACUUUGCUGCUUCACCAGAAAGCUGAGCAGUGUUGCCUUUUGUUCCACAUACGCAAAUGCUAUAGCAUUAAGUCUACCAACCUACAUUUUUGUUAUUUUUUAAAAAACACAACCUACUAUUUUUUUGCAAUAAAGCUCUGCUAAUACUGAAUUUGUAAGUAAA